AUGAACGUUCAACUCGAUAAUAUAUUCGAAUCAAAUGAGAUAAAGUCCCCUCUCCCCAAGAAUGGGUCAUUUCUGAUUCUACUUCGCCCUCCUAAUCUUGAGGUAGGACACUGGACGGCGGCUCAUAAUGGUGAAUUCUUCGAUAGUAUGGGGGAAGGACCACCGAAGAAGUAUGGUAUCGAUCGAUACAACACCAAGCAAUACCAAGGAACCUAUGGAGACUCUUGUGGACCAUUCUGUGUCCUAUGGCUAUAUUCGAAGCAAUACCGUAAUCCAGAUGUAUUCAAAACAAUGAAAGAUCUAAAUUUGACAACUCUGGAAUACAUUUAA
Messenger RNA from Phytophthora sojae, 330 nucleotides. RefSeq lists its product as hypothetical. The record is from RefSeq and is a predicted model, not a curated record. The transcript has a single exon. NCBI's taxonomy places the organism in Eukaryota, Oomycota, Peronosporomycetes, Peronosporales, Peronosporaceae. Bases 1 to 330 code for a protein of 109 amino acids.